Gastrolobium bilobum is the source of this 1866-nucleotide messenger RNA. RefSeq names its product putative F-box/FBD/LRR-repeat protein At1g78760. Gene Ontology annotation, molecular function: protein binding. The record is from RefSeq and is a predicted model, not a curated record. The transcript is spliced from 4 exons. Lineage: Eukaryota; Viridiplantae; Streptophyta; Magnoliopsida; Fabales; Fabaceae. The coding region runs from base 153 to 1298 and encodes 381 amino acids.
UUUCCUUUUUUAUUUUAUUUUUUGAAAAUAUCAGAAUGAUAUUUUAACCGCGUGAGUGGAACAAGAUUUCCACUUCUUUCAGCCAGAAAACAAAAUUAGGUUUUGGAGGUCAUUCGCUCGGUUUAGACCGACACAAGAUUUGUUAAUCUCAAAUGCUUGUUCGUAGUAGUGAGAUGGGAGUGUUAGAGAACGAAGGUGAAGAACCCAACAUGAAGAGAGCAAAUCCGAGUGAGAACAAUGAAGACAGGCUCAGUGAUUUGCCUGAUUGCGUUCUUAUUUACUUAAUGUCGUUUCUGCCAACCAAAGUAGCUAUUCAAACUUGCAUCUUGUCGAAGAGAUGGAAGGAUCUCUGGAAACGUCUUCCUACACUUAUAUUAGAUGACGUGCAGUUUUCAUCAAUGACCUUUUUCACCAAAUUUGUGCCUAAGGUUCUGUCUUUUCGUGAUGACUCUGUUCCACUCCACCAUCUUGAAUUCAAUUAUAAUGGCCGUGUUCGUCCCCAUCUUCUGAAAAGGGUUCUGAGAUAUGCUUUAUCUUAUGAUAUCCAGCAGUUAAAACUCACUUAUAAUUGUGAUCUUGAUUUGCCACCUUCCUUGUUUUUGUGUCAGACUUUAACAUCUCUUGAUCUCACAGUUUUUCACAGAUCUCAGUCAUUUCCCAAAUCUCUAAAUCUGACAGCUUUAACAAGUUUGCGGCUUUAUAACUUCACCUUUGGUGACAGUGAAUUGGUGGAGCCAUUUUCGUCAUGCAUUAAGUUGAAGACUUUGGUUAUUCACAGUUGUGCUAUACGGGAUACCCAAACCCUAUGCAUUUCAAAUGCUACACUUGUCAAUUUGACCAUAGAUGAUUACCAAGCUUACAAAAUUGUGCUAUCAACUCCCAAGCUUUGUUCUUUUGCUUUCUCGGGUGUUCCCAUUCAGCAUAUCUCUGCAAGCAAUCUUUCUUCUAUUAAAGAAGUAAAUAUUGAUGCUGAUGAAUGGGUGACAUUGGGUCACUCGCAAUCAGGUUUUAUCCUAUUUAGCUGGCUGCAACUAUUUGCUAACAUGAGAUCAUUGACACUCUGUUCAAGUACUCUUCGGGUUCUAUACUCAAUCCCAGAUUUGUUGAAUACUGAAGCCCCUUGCUUGGGUAACUUGAAGUCAUUGGUAGUGAAAGUGAAAGACAUAUUGCCUCCAUGUCAAAGGCGAGGAAGAUUUUACAAAUCAAAGAAAGCAGAAUUGAAACCUGUACCUGACGAAGUAGUGGAUUACUUGAUUCUAAACUCCCCAUUUGCGAAGAUUACUAUCCUAAAUUGCUGAAGGGCAUGUUGCUUGCAGUCAACUUCCGUUGUAAUUAGCUGCCUGCAAGUGCUUGCUAAUGUAAGAUCAUUGACGCUCUCUCCAUGUAAUCUUCAGGUGUCUUCGUUAAAAGGUUUUAAGCGUAUAAUUGUCGUUCUCGCUUAGAUGCAUUUUUGUGCCAAAUUGUUUACAGCUCAAUUUUGAUUAAAAAUACAAAAUUCUCGAGUUAACAUCUCUAAUUGAUGCCUCGUUGCGUAGGUUCUCUCCUUAGUCACAGAUUUACUGAAUAUUGAACCCCCUUGCUUGGGUAAUUUGAAGUCAUUGAUAGUGAAAGUGAAACCUCUAUCUCCCAAGCCAAGAAAAGCUGCCAAGUCAAGGAAAGCAGAAUUCAACACUUGUAACUGAUGGAGUAGUGGACUACUUGGUUCGAAACUCCCCUUUGGGUGAGGUUACAAACUUACAAUCGUAAAUUGUAAAGGUGCUAUGCACAUUUAAGUUUGACUUUUAAAAUAAAGAUUCAUAUUAUUGUUAUUUUUUUCUUGCUUUCUCUGUUUCACUUUUCCUCACCGUAUGUUUUAGUUGUUACAAU